Dendronephthya gigantea is the source of this 625-nucleotide messenger RNA. RefSeq lists its product as uncharacterized. Lineage: Eukaryota; Metazoa; Cnidaria; Anthozoa; Malacalcyonacea; Nephtheidae. The record is from RefSeq and is a predicted model, not a curated record. The transcript has 4 exons. The coding region runs from base 137 to 487 and encodes 116 amino acids.
GUGUUACGUUAGCCCGUUUUUUACACUGCGUGAAUAACAUUUAUCGCUUUUUCUAGACUUUAAAGAUGGUGAAGCUUUAAGACAACUGAUUCUUGCCAAAAAAGACUUAUUUCAAAACAAUUUUCCACAAGUUGUAAUGGGGCAUGCUGCAAGUGAAAUGGCGGCAAAGUACCAUUUACUCAUUCAAGAAUUUGGUGGGUGCCCUACACCAGUUUUUAUGGGCGAACCCCUAUCUGGGAAAACGACUGCUCUCGCAGCCGCUUUCAGUGUAUUUGGUAUCCACAAGUUCAGCAGCGAAUGCUCAAGUAAAUUCAUUGAGAAACGACAGUCUAUGACCACGAUUCCUUUCGGAUGGGACGAUUUGUUGAAUGUCAAAGUUAUGAAGAACGUGACAGUAAAUUUAUACAAUGUUGCUGGAAGUGCGACUUUAUUAUCAUCCCUAAAACUUCACACGGUCCCGCUCAUUACUAAAAACGAAAAGUGUUAGGAGUUGAAAAUCAAGUCUCGAUGGUUACCAUUAUAUUUCAAGGAGCUAUCUCCGUGACUUGAGGGAAUGGCGUUGAUAAAGGCCCAACAUCUGCACCAAAAGAUUGUAGAUGCGCGAAAAAGCAUUACCAUGGUGACA